Molecule: messenger RNA, 1343 nt
Organism: Colletotrichum phormii
Lineage: Eukaryota; Fungi; Ascomycota; Sordariomycetes; Glomerellales; Glomerellaceae
Product: 2,3-diketo-5-methylthio-1-phosphopentane phosphatase
Exons: 2
Coding region: 136-1104 (322 amino acids)
Molecular function (GO): phosphatase activity
Source: RefSeq, a predicted model, not a curated record
CUUCUACGUGACAACUUUAAUUCCCAGUUACCCAUCCUUUUUGUGUAUCUAUUUAAGAUUAUAAGUACAUCUGUCACAGCCAGUGUAUUCCUAUACCGUGAUACAAUCAACAACACACCAUAACCACCCGUCACAAUGCCCAUCGCCAUCUCCCCCUCAACAGUCAAGGCCGCCGCCGAGUCUGGCCUGCCUGCUUCCGAGAACAAGAAGCGCAAGAUCAUCUGCUUCUCAGACUUUGACGGAACAAUCUUCAUGCAGGACACCGGCCACAUCCUCUUCGACGCCCACGGCUGCGGCUCCCAGCAGCGCGAGAUCCUCGACGAGCAAAUCAAGUCUGGCGAGCGCUCCUUCCGCGACGUAUCCGAAGAGAUGUGGGGCUCCCUCAACGUCCCCUUUGACGACGGCUUCGAGGUGAUGGAGAAGAAGCUCGAGAUCGACCCGGCCUUCCAGGAGUUCCACAAGUACUGCAUCGCCAACGAGAUCCCCUUCAACGUCAUCUCCGCCGGCCUCAAGCCCAUCCUCCGCCGCGUUCUCGACACCUUCCUGGGCGAGGACGCCUCGCGCCACAUCGACAUCGUCGCCAACGAGGCCGAGAUCACAGACGACGGGUCCGCCUGGAAGCCCAUCUGGCGCCACGACAACGAGCUCGGCCACGACAAGGCGCUCUCCAUGGGCGAGGCCCGCGAGCAGGCUGAGAUGGCGUGCGAGGACGGCACGAUCCCCCUCAUCGUCUUCAUCGGCGACGGCGUGUCCGAUCUCCCCGCCGCCCGCCAGGCCGACGUGCUCUUUGCGCGCCGCGGUCUGCGCCUGGAGGAGUACUGCGUCGAGAACUCCAUCGGCUACAUCCCCUUUGACACCUUUGCCGACAUCCAGACCGAGAUCCAGCGCAUCCGCGACGAGGACGACAAGAAGACGGGCGGAAAGGGUAUGCCUGCCGCCUUUAACCCGCGCGCCAACAUGUGGAGACGCAUGUCGAGCAAGACUGCGAUCCCCAAGCUUGUCGCGAUUACGCCUGCCGAGGAGAAGAUGUUCCUGUGGCCCGAGGUCUUUAGCGUUGCUACGCCUGGUAUUGAGAAGGCCAACAUUGCUCCCGUCUUUGCUUAGGUGGUUUUCUUCUACCUGUUGGUUUUGUUAAAGUCGCUCCCUGUUUGGGAUGAUGGUGCAUAGCGUGCGAAUUUGCUUUCGAAAGAUAAUGGUUGGUUCUUAUGACGUUGGAUUCGGAUACAGGGUUCGGUUUGGAUUAGAGAUCCGUUGGUGUAAAGUGAAGUUGAUCAAUCUAUUUUUAACAUCGUUAGAUAUAGAUACAUAUACAGACUAAGGAUAAAAUGUUUUGCCAUUUCAAA